Messenger RNA from Erpetoichthys calabaricus (reedfish), 2105 nucleotides. It is a transcript of the gene sdf2, whose product is annotated as stromal cell-derived factor 2. Bases 50 to 754 code for a protein of 234 amino acids. The transcript has 4 exons. The record is from RefSeq and is a predicted model, not a curated record. NCBI's taxonomy places the organism in Eukaryota, Metazoa, Chordata, Cladistia, Polypteriformes, Polypteridae.
CUUCUCGGCUUCUUUCUUCCGCACGUCGUUGCUCCCUGGCGUGGCGAAUAUGGAGUGCUUCGGCAACAGUUUAGCAGUGUUAGUCUUAUUUUUUCGUUCGGGGCUGUGGAUGACCCUGUCUGGAUUCAGCCUCAACUCUGCUUGGAAAGCCGAGGCGUCCGAGGAACUCAGCGUCGUGACGUGUGGCUCAGUGUUAAAGUUGCUCAACAUUCGCCAUAAUGUGCGAUUGCAUUCCCAUGACGUCAGAUACGGGUCGGGCAGUGGUCAGCAGUCUGUUACUGGAGUGACUUCUGUAGAAGACAGUAAUAGCUACUGGAUUGUAAGAGGAAGGAACAAUGGAGUCUGCCAAAGGGGAACUCCUGUAAAAUGUGGUCAGGCAAUCAGACUUACUCAUGUCAACACUGGCCGCAAUCUGCACAGCCAUCACUUCUCCUCACCUCUCUCCUCUAACCAGGAAGUAAGUGCAUUUGGGGAAGAGGGAGAGGGUGACUCUCUGGAUGACUGGAUUAUCAUUUGUGGUGGAACAGAGUGGAAGCGUGAAGAAGCUGUGCGACUGAAACAUGCUGCUACUGAUGGCCUUUUGUCUGUAACAGGAGAACAGUAUGGUCGUCCGAUCAGUGGACAGCGAGAAGUUCAUGCUAUGCUACAAGCGGGCCAGCAUAACUAUUGGAAAGUGAUGGAGGGUGUAUUCAUGAAGCCUGGCAACUCUGAAAUCCAUUCUUCUACUGUAGUACAAUCACACACAGAACUUUAAUCAAGAAAAACUUAAGUGAAAGCAGAACUUUGGAAUUCAGUCAGGUUAUGAACACUUUUUUGUAUCAUAAGUGGUGUCAAACUUUGUUUGAUGCUCAAUUCUAACCUUAUAUAUUCUCUCCUGUUUGGAAUUGCACAUCUAUAUUACUGGUGCUCCUGCAUGACCCUUGAUAUUUUAACAACAAGAACAAGGACUUAAUAUGAAAUACACCCUGAUAUUUAUCCUCUUUCAUUUGUGUGCUGUGAGGAAGGAAUCAAUCAAUAUCAUGUCUUUCUACUAGCCAUAAAGUUCUCUCUCUUGGUGUUCUAAACACAAUACAAAUUAUUCUAUAAAGCUUUCCGACCAAACUGUUUAAGGACAAGUGGUCUGCUAUUACCACUCAGGGAAAAGUACUACAUAGAAGUGUACUGUGGAUCCUUUUGGGUGGUCACAGUCACUAUAGACCUGUCUGGUGAUUUAUCUCCUGACAAAUAUCAUCCAGAAAUUUUAGAGAACAUUCUCCUAGCUGCCUGUUGUCUGGACAUCAUUUUUUAUUAAAUAUGCUCUGAAAAUAAGUGAAAAACAUAAACACAUUGCUAAGACAUUCUCUCCAUGUCAGCCUGCAUUUUUAUGUGGGAACAUCAGUUUUCUUCUAGCAUCCCAGAAGGAGUGUUUUAGGUUGAUUUUAAAUUGAUGGUAUAUGUGAGUGGAUGUGUGUGGGUGGGUGCAGGUCCAGCAAUGUACUGUUCUGGGUUGGUUAAUGCCUUGUGUAUAAUGCUGCUGGAAAUCAUUGGCUCUUCAUGAUCCUGAAUUGUUUUAAGUGGUUUUAAAAAGUUAUGUUAUGGUACAGUACAGUAUGCCCUGAGUCAUGUUCCUGAUGAUAGUCACAUUGCUACUUUUUAUAAAGUGUUGAUUCUGCCCAUCUUGAAGUAAAAUCACAGAGGUUUGUCUAUCUGGUUUAUAUACUUGAAGAUUUCAUUCUGAGCAACUAGAACUUCUAACUUCUAGGAUUUCUAACAGAAAAUGCUAGUUGGGUUAAAUAUAAAACUAUCUGAGUAAGGAGUGCAUAUUUAUUGAAUUUCAACUCUCCUAGUGCAACAGUUGGGCACUAUUGAAGGCAGGCCAUCACCAUAAAUGCAGUUUUCAUUUGCACCAUCAUAUACUGUAGUUUAAAUAAGAAGUUGCUCUGUUUUGAGAUAGAGAGUAAGCUCAUUAUGACAUUUGCAAGGGCUUCCUUCGAUUACCCUAAAACACCUCCACUAAAUGUUCAAUUUUCAAAUUGAUCUAAAGUGCAGUAAGAAUUGAAUUGACUUACUGUGCUAUUAACAGUGUAUUGAAUGCCUGCAUUUCAUUAAAAUGGUUUUAAAUGUCA